Messenger RNA from Diabrotica balteata, 2519 nucleotides. NCBI's taxonomy places the organism in Eukaryota, Metazoa, Arthropoda, Insecta, Coleoptera, Chrysomelidae. The record is from the annotation of a GenBank genome assembly.
CAGCAGCCUGUCUGGUCUGGUUCUCAGCUGUCAAAUAGGUUAAUUUCAUCAUUACAAAAUUGUAGUUUUUUCUCAUCAAAAACACUUCAUCUUCAUCAUAUAUGUAAAAAAUAAUGUUUUCACUACAAAAUCCUAAUCAGGCAUUUGCUACAUUAUCACAGUUCUCCACUAAAAUAAACACCAGGCACUCUGUUCACUUAAAGAAGACUUCUGCUAAGAAAUCUAAACAUGCUCAGAGUUUUAUCUGUUUAGAUAGUUUUCUAGAAGCUGUUAAAAAUUGUGACUUUUCAUUUGCAAAGCAUUUGAAUACAAAAGAUUUAUUUGGAAAUCACUUUAUUAAUAAUUUUAAAGUCUCCUAUACCUCAAGUAACACUUUCUUUGAGAAUAAACAUGGUUUUUCCGAAAGCGAUUUAAAUAAAACUGUUCCCACAAUAAUAUUUAAGAAAGAUUGUAUAUAUGUUCCAACCACACUCUAUCAAAAAUUAGUUGAUGGUUUGUUAUUUCAACGUCCAAGUUUAUUUAAAACCCAAUUAAGAACUUUUAAGACUGACAGAAGCAUAAAAGCUGAACUUAACAGAAAUCCCCCUUUAACAGAUAGAGUUAAACAAGCCUUCGGCAUUACAGGGUCAGAUGCAAGUACUACCAUUUCUUCAAAAUUACCAAAUUCUCCAGAGAAGUUAAAACAUAUGUUAACUUCUGAAGAUGGAGUAAAUGAAUCGGAGAAGCAGAGGUUGAAAGUUGCUUUUGCUGAAGGAUAUUUGAUGGGAAACAAUGCUACUCCUAAACCAGGAAAAUCUACAAGAUACUUAAAAGUAGCUACACAAAUUUUAACUGUUUUUAUAUUUUUGGCCAUUAUAUUUAGCCUUAUAGCUAGUGCCAGUGGAUCUGUAUUCAGAAUUCAAUUAGGGAAUCAGGUAGAGGUGGAUCCUGAAGAAAUCCAUGUAACUUUUGAAGAUGUAAAAGGAGUAGAUGAGGCUAAACAAGAACUAAAGGAUGUAGUCGAAUUUUUGAGAAGUCCAGAUAAGUUCUCAAAUUUGGGUGGCAAGUUACCAAAAGGAGUUUUACUUGUUGGUCCUCCAGGUACUGGUAAAACAUUACUUGCAAGAGCUGUGGCAGGAGAAGCUGGUGUACCAUUUUUUCAUGCAGCUGGACCAGAAUUUGAUGAAGUAUUAGUUGGACAAGGUGCCAGAAGGGUUAGAGAUUUAUUUAAGGCAGCGAAAAAACGUGCCCCAUGUGUGAUAUUUAUCGAUGAAAUCGACUCAGUAGGUUCAAAACGUACUAAUAGUGUUUUACAUCCAUAUGCUAAUCAAACUAUUAAUCAAUUACUCAGUGAAAUGGAUGGUUUCCAUCAAAAUGAAGGAGUCAUUGUAUUGGGGGCCACUAAUAGAAGGGAUGAUCUGGAUCAAGCUCUCUUACGACCGGGUAGAUUCGAUGUAGAAGUUACCGUUCCUACACCUGACUAUACAGGUCGUAAAGAAAUAUUGGGCUUAUACUUAAGUAAAAUAUUAGCUAAGGAUAUAGAUCUAGAAUUGUUAGCAAGAGGUACGACUGGAUUUACGGGAGCAGAUCUAGAAAAUAUGGUCAAUCAAGCAGCUUUAAGAGCGGCGAUAGAUGGAGCAGAUUUUGUUGCCAUGAAACACUUGGAAUCGGCCAGAGACAAAGUUUUAAUGGGACCUGAAAGAAAAUCCCGUAUACCCGACGAAGAAGCGAAUAUGAUAACGGCAUACCAUGAAGGAGGACAUGCGAUUGUAGCUUAUUAUACGAAAGAUAGUCAUCCAUUACAUAAGGUAACCAUUAUACCCAGAGGACCUAGCCUCGGACAUACUGCGUACAUUCCAGAAAAGGAAAGGUAUCACAUAACAAAAUCCCAGUUGCUGGCUAUGAUGGAUACUAUGAUGGGCGGAAGGGCUGCCGAAGAACUCAUUUUUGGACCAGAAAAAAUUACUUCAGGCGCUAGUUCAGAUUUGAAACAAGCGACAUCUAUUGCUACGCAUAUGGUGAAAGACUGGGGAAUGUCAGAGAAAAUUGGUCUUCGCACUAUGGUUGAUAAUUCAAAGAGCUUCCAACCAGAAACAUUAGGUCCCUCAACCAAUGAAAUGGUUGACAGUGAGAUCCGUAGGAUUUUAUCAGAAAGUUACGAAAGAGCUAGACAAAUUCUAAAGGUUCAUUCGAAAGAACACAAAGCACUAGCCGAAGCUUUGUUGAAAUACGAAACAUUAGACGCAGAAGAUAUAAAAGCGAUUAUGUCAGAGAAGGGAGGUGGUGGGGACAAGAAAAAAGUCUAGUUUUAAUAGAAUACGUUUGUUGUUGCAGUACCGCAUUUUAUUUUAUUUUAAAGAGACACAACAACUAAGGUAUUUUAGAAAAUUUGUAAUUUCUGUAUAUAUGUUUUCGCUAAUUUAGCAAACACGGAAUACCAAAUCCACCGGUUUGGUGUAUAACACUUAAUUUAAUUUUGUUAAACUUUAAUUUCCUUUUGAUAGGAAAUAUAGAUUGCGUAAUAAAAAAUGUUACAUGAU